UAAGGUAGUAUCUUCUUUAGUUUGUUGCAAAGGAAAAGGAGGAGGAGGAAUAAAAAUGGGCAGCACCACCACCACCCAGCCAUGUUAUUCUGAUCCAUCAUCAUCAUCAUCUCCGCCAACUCCACCAACCCCUCUCCCAAUCAGUGUAGGACCUGGUCAUCACAAGUACUGCUUCUCUUCAUCUCCCACUCCAACGCCGCCCUUUUCACCCCCUCUCUCCACCCAUUCAUCCUUUGAAAGCCUCACCCUCCUACACACAAACCCGUCUGAUCCAUUGCUGCAGCCAGCUGCAGCAGCUCCGUUGGCUUUUUCCUUGGAUUACCAGGCCCACCCAGGGCACGAUUCUAAAAGCUCAUGUCUCAAAGACUUGUUAGAAUGGUUGGUGCUCAAAUGUUGCAGGCAUUGUUCCUUGUGUCUCUGACUUCCCACUCAAGUUUUAACAUCCCCAAGCUUGAAAUGCUGCAUUCAAUCCUAACGCCAGGUCUUUUAUGCAAGGCGUAUACGCUGCUUUCUGACAUGCCACUUGAAUCAUUGUAGCAAAACUAUCUAUCUUGUUCAUGCAAACUGAAAUUUAACUC
Messenger RNA from Coffea eugenioides, 578 nucleotides. RefSeq names its product pectinesterase inhibitor 10-like. Bases 56 to 421 code for a protein of 121 amino acids. The record is from RefSeq and is a predicted model, not a curated record. NCBI's taxonomy places the organism in Eukaryota, Viridiplantae, Streptophyta, Magnoliopsida, Gentianales, Rubiaceae. The transcript has 2 exons.